This is a messenger RNA of Xenopus laevis (African clawed frog), 1465 nucleotides long. RefSeq names its product provisional ortholog of aquaporin 4 S homeolog. Gene Ontology annotation, cellular component: sarcolemma; plasma membrane; basolateral plasma membrane. Gene Ontology annotation, biological process: water transport; intracellular water homeostasis; transmembrane transport. Gene Ontology annotation, molecular function: water channel activity; channel activity. NCBI's taxonomy places the organism in Eukaryota, Metazoa, Chordata, Amphibia, Anura, Pipidae. Bases 111 to 917 code for a protein of 268 amino acids. The transcript is spliced from 4 exons. The record is from RefSeq and is a predicted model, not a curated record.
UCACACAAAUACCUGAGCCCCUUACCUGAUGUGCCAUUCAUUUGCUGGGAUCGCCCAGUCUCAUCUGGAGAUACUAUUUGCUGUCUAGGUUCCCUACAGCACUUUUAAAAAUGACAGCUUUCAAAGGAAUAUGGACAAGACAAUUUUGGACUUCCAUGGCCGGGGAAUUCUUAGCUGUGUUUAUUUUUCUGGUUGUUAGUUUAGGUUCCACAGCGGGGAUAACAAUACCAGGACCCAGUGACACACACAUUGCACUCUGCUUUGGUUUUAGCAUUGCCAUCCUAAUUCAUUGCUUUGGUCACAUAUGUGAAGCCUACUUAAAUCCUGCUGUAGCAUUGGCCAUGAUUUGCACAAGGAAAAUCACAGUGGCGAAAGGCAUAUUCUACAUCAUUAUUCAGUGUCUGGGAGCAAUUGCUGGAGCUGGGGUGGUAGCACUAGUUACCCCCAAUGACAAGUGGCCAGUGGGAAUAACUAAGGAACAUGAAACAAUAUCGCACGGCCAGGCGCUGCUUGUGGAAGCGCUUAUUACUUUUCAAUUGGUCUUCACAAUAUUUGCUUCAUGUGACAAAAAAAGAACUGAUAUCAAAGUCCCCAUUCCUCUCAUCAUUGGCCUGUCUGUAACAAUCGGACACCUCUUUGCAAUUAAGUAUACAGGUGCCAGCAUGAAUCCAGCAAGGUCUUUAGGAACAAGUGUUGUUUUCAAUCAUUGGGAGAAUCAUUGGAUCUAUUGGAUUGGUCCAAUGAUGGGGGGUGUCCUGGCCAGUUAUGUCUACGACUACCUAUUCUGUCCCCAUCCAGAAGCUAAAUUACGCCUGCAAGCCAAUUUUUCAAGGCAACAAAAUCAAGAUGAGUCUGUUCAACUGACUGUGCAUCCAGGCGGUGGGGGAGAAUACAACAAACUGGAAGCUACUGCAUAAAACUAUAGAACUGUGUCAUUUGUGGAAUUCCACAAAAGGUUUUCCGUGAAAAUGCUUUUGUAUAACAUAACAAAGUUGUUACAUGUGAUAUUAAGUAAAAUGGCUACAGCUGUUUGCCAAACAGAUUCUCCAGUCAGUACAAUACAUAUCAUUUGUUAUUUUAACGGAGGCUCCGCUUCUCUACUUAUAUGACCACUAUGGAGACCACAAGUAAGUUCAGACAUAGGAAUAUAAAUCUGUUCACUUUGUCUAUUCAAGAUGACAAAAAGCAGUAAGACUAGGGCCCAUGUUGGUAUACAAACGUGGUUUAUCAAUUUAUAUUUAUUUAUUUCGUUUGUUUUUUAAACAUUGAAUUUGAGAAUGUACUCUUUUUACAAUUAAUUCUACCUUGACUGAAAGAGAGAAUAUUUUCAAGCAGAGCAAACAGAGAGGGUGAGCCCCAAACUCCACCACUGUGCUGCUUGUACUCUCAGAGGACUAAGGGGCAAAUUCACUAAGCGCCGAACGCUAGCGUUACUUCGCUAGCGUUACUUCGCUAGCGUUACUUC